AAUUUAGUAUAAAUCAGAAGGAUUUCCAAGUCUCAGUAGUAUUUUGAUAUCGUUUGCGUACUCCGAGGACGGUGGUAGUUGUAUCCGAACAAUAUAUCUACGCUCGUUUUGUUUUCACAAGUCAGAAUGCCUUUGUUGAUUAAGAUUGCGUUCAUUGUUGCCUUCCUCAUGCUCGCUUCAUUAUAUGAAGUGGUAGCAAGACCAGGAAUUCUUGAAGAAUACUGGAACUCAGAGGACAAAUGUAAAAGUGGAGUGGACGAGGUAAUAGAAACAUGCCAGAUUUGUGCAAAACAAACAAAAUCUAAUAUUGUAUACCCGAUGUGCUGUGUUAACGAAGAGGAUGUCUUCAACUGGUGCUCUAAGUUCAUCAACUUUGGUCAACAUGUAUAGCUAUGGAAAAAUCUAAUGCAGUUUAUCUCGAAAUACUCAUCAUGUAUACAGAUACGAAGAAAAUUCCUCUAAGUUAGGAAUAUUUGAAUGUUGAAAUGAAGGAUGCUUUCAACUCCUUGCUGACCGCUGAUGAUUUCGGCUGUCUGUGGAGUACAACUUAUAAAAAAAGUGUACAAUUUUGUCGAAUAUUGAAAAUCUUUAUAUUCUAUUUCUCUGAAAUUUUAAUUGGAAUCUAUGCUCUGUAAUUGGGUCAUUGGAUUUAUAUCAUUCAUAUUCCAAAACUUCUAUUAACUUCCCAUGAAAUUGAAAAGAACAAUUUGUUGAGUAAAAUCCUGAAAAAAGUUAGGGGUUGUAUCCGCAAAAUUAUCUAAAUUCAUUCUCAUUCAUUCAAAAAUAUGUACAGCAAUUGCUUUCUUACGUUGAUUUCGGCAAAUCCGCAUAUAUUUAUUAGUAACCAGGCUUUUGAUGACAUUUUUAUAAAAAAUGUGUAUGUAUAUCAAUGCAAUUAGUCUUAUUUAUAUAUCUUAUAUAAAUCGAGAGGGUGUAGGUAUUAAUUUGAGUCAUUGUGAUAUUUAAUUUAUUUACAAAUAGCUAUAUUCUAUGUGAGAGUUUUAUAGAGAUAAUAUUCAACUUAACUAUAAUUUGUUUUAUGUUUUAAUGAAAAUUUCAUUUGAUAAAACUCUCUGAUUAUAUACGCGGCUGUGAGAGUGUUUUACGGAAAUUUAUAUUAUAUUAUUUCGUAUGAACAUGUGUUAAAAAUUUAAAUGUGUGAAAAUAUAAGAUAAUUCAUGA
Messenger RNA from Harmonia axyridis, 1182 nucleotides. RefSeq lists its product as uncharacterized. The coding region runs from base 127 to 390 and encodes 87 amino acids. The record is from RefSeq and is a predicted model, not a curated record. The transcript is spliced from 3 exons. Lineage: Eukaryota; Metazoa; Arthropoda; Insecta; Coleoptera; Coccinellidae.